This is a messenger RNA of Colletotrichum scovillei, 1908 nucleotides long. RefSeq lists its product as uncharacterized. The record is from RefSeq and is a predicted model, not a curated record. Bases 224 to 1684 code for a protein of 486 amino acids. The transcript has 2 exons. NCBI's taxonomy places the organism in Eukaryota, Fungi, Ascomycota, Sordariomycetes, Glomerellales, Glomerellaceae.
UCCUUCCCAUUCUGAUCAGGUGCGCUCCUCCCCGCCCCUACCCAACCCAAGCCAACGCCCUACCUGACCUUGCUCUGACCGACAGUUACCGACUGCAGCCUCAGCGGACUGGGCGGGCUACAGCCGAACUCAAGUCAACGUCGUGCCGUCUCAUCCCGUAACCUCGUUCUUUUUGCCGGGCAAAACAGUCUUUUUUUUUCAUUCCUCUCUCUCACCUUCCACCAUGUCCGCUUCCGGAGUAUCGGUAUUGGAGGUGCCCGCGAGCAGAAUGGACAAGUUCUGUCGCUUACCGCCAGAACUCCGUACAGCCGUUAUUGAGUGUGUUGUCGCUGACUGCCGCUACGGCGAUGAGCCCGAUUCCCUCGCCGACUACGCCUUGGUCUGCAAGGAGUGGCAGGCCGUCGUCGAGCGUUCCAACUUUGCCGUCCUCAAAGUCACCCUGGCCAACCUGGACGACUUUGAGUCAUCCAUGGUCGGCUCUCGCCGCAAACUCGUCCAGCGGAUCAACCUACACGUCGACCUGCCCGCCUACGACAAUGAUCCCUGCGAAAAGAAGGAGACCUGGGAGGACAAGGCCGAGAAUAACUCGUGCUUUACUCUUGCAUUUUACCGUCUGUUUGGCAUCAUGCAUUCCUGGACACAGGAGGAUUCCACCCGUAACGGCAUCGAUUUCUCACUAAGCAUCUCUUCACCCAGCGACCUCCGCAACGCCAACUUUGAGCUAUGGCAACGACGCAGGUGGAAUAUCAAAGAUAUCGGCGAAAAGCGUUUCGCGGACUCUUGGAUCGAUUUCGUCGGCCAGGAUGAGGAGUUUGACCGGGUCAACCGCCUGCCUGUGGUUAAGGUGAUAAGGUCGUUCACAGUGAGCCCUCAGAACCACCGGGCACUGAUGCCCGCUGCUCAUGCCGACAUCAUCGCCCGGCUGCCCGGGUUGCGAACAGCCAAUUUCGACAUCACCAAGGACCGUAAGAAGGAAACCCGCAAAAUCCACUUCAACCAAUUCGCCGGUUCCAUGACAAAGUGGCCCACCUCACUGGAAUCUCUCACCAUCAUGUCCAAUACGAUAUCAUCGUGGCGCCAGAUCCCUCACGAGACGCUUGCUGAAGGCGACAGCGGUGCCAAGCUCUGUGAAAAGCUCCGGCGUGCCGCUCAGCAUCUCAAGGAGCUCAGCGUCACCAACGUCGUGCGUAUCAGAGAAUUCUUGCGUCCUCACUGGCCCAUGGGGACGGACGAUACCGAGCCGUUCCUGGCGAACCGCUCGUAUCACCCAGAGUUCUGGCUGCUCAAGACUCUCUACAUCUCUUAUGGAUCCAUCUGGUACAAUACAGAGUGGCACAAGCAGAGCGACGAUAUCAAUGAAUCCUCGGAGCUAGUCGAUUUCCGCCAGAAUGUUUCCCUCGCCGCCGCCCGGAUGGCGUCUACGAUGCCCCAACUGAAGCACAUGACCAUCAAGCAGCGGCCUCUAAUGUGGGCAGGCAAGCAUGAGCUCGAGUACAAAAUCGAGGACGACGACAAGGCCUACUUGACCUGGACGAGCACCUUUGAAUUUAGGCCAUGGGAGCGAACGGUGGAGGCGUGGGUCGAGGUGGCGGCCCGGCAGGAGAGGAAGCUCGAAGUUCGCAUCAUCACUAGGGCUUGGCAUACAGACGGUAAAGCUCCUCUUCUGCCAUCACUCACUUUUUGAGCACUCUUUCUUUCUCGGAAUCGAGGGACUUCAGUGCGCGCAUUCCUUUUUUUUCUUUGGGCCUUUGGGGAGGACGGAGUUCUUAUGGCGUUCUCGAAGGAUUUUUGGCAUUUCUCCUUGGUACUCCUCUCAUUACACUUGGUUCAUGAUACCCAGGGUCCGGAACCGCUCUUCACGGCGUCAUCAUUACAUCUCAGGGAAGGGGAAAGCGGGCAGUAUUAAUA